Messenger RNA from Penicillium griseofulvum, 2607 nucleotides. Its product is annotated as NADH dehydrogenase [ubiquinone] 1 alpha subcomplex assembly factor 3. Gene Ontology annotation, molecular function: alkaline phosphatase activity. The record is from RefSeq and is a predicted model, not a curated record. The transcript has 5 exons. NCBI's taxonomy places the organism in Eukaryota, Fungi, Ascomycota, Eurotiomycetes, Eurotiales, Aspergillaceae. Bases 1 to 2607 code for a protein of 868 amino acids. Gene Ontology annotation, cellular component: fungal-type vacuole membrane. Gene Ontology annotation, biological process: dephosphorylation; mitochondrial respiratory chain complex I assembly.
AUGCAUUCACCAUCGCCGCAACUCCUGCGCCUCUUGCGCACCUCGCUAGCCAACACCCGUCGCAACUCGAACUUGACUCGGUUCUGCCAGAUCCCAUCAGCAACCGCAGCACCAUGCCUCGUCUCAAAUACUAGCAGCGACAUACCCUCAGCACGCCGCAACUAUAGCUCACCCAUUCGACCAACUCGCAUGAUCCCCCGUUCACACGCGCACAAACCCGUCAGCCGCGACCGCGGGCCAGAGUCAAAAGAAGACACCCAGACGAACUUUGAUGCACUGAACGUGCUGGGCAACAUCCCUGCACCAACCACAGCCAUUGAUGCGUGCCUUGAUUCCGGGUUUCAUCUUAACAAUGGUGUCAAGCUUACCAAUGGCGAUGGGCUGCUGCUGGUCGGCGGUGAGGCAUUUGCGUGGCGGCCGUGGAAGGCCGUCGAGGGCGCGGAGAGCGAUCGUGUCGCUAAGGAUGCUAUGCUCAAUUCAAAAGGGCAGUUUGAGCUUGAUGAGUCGGUCUGGGGGUUGUUGAAUCUUGUGUGGCCAAAGCCUGAUAUGCUCAUUCUAGGUCUUGGUGGCUCGAUGUUCCCGCUCUCACCUGAAACUAGGCGUCAUAUCAACUCAUUGGGCAUUCGAGUAGAUAUUCUCGACACCCGAAACGCGGCCGCGCAGUUCAAUCUGCUUGCUACAGAGCGCGGUGUAACUGAGAUUGCCGCUGCUAUGAUUCCUAUUGGGAACGUGACCUGGGGACGUAUCAUUAUCCCUGCACCGAGGUCAACCCGAUUCGACUACUUAGAUCUUGUCUUUACAGCAGCUAUGGCGCGGGAAGAGUCCCUCGUACCUCCUCGCGUGUCCUCUGAUGAUGGCUCAUCGAUCCCAAAUGAGGAGGAGGAUUACGCUCUUCUAACCGGUGAGCGAACGGCCACUGAAAACAAACGAGGCUGGCCUUCCUGGCGGGAAAUUGGAGUGUUUUCCUGGGCCCUUAUUGCAACGAUUUUGGUAAUUGUGCUGGCCGUGCUUUACCCGCACAAGUCAGCGGAGCCUCACGGCCAUCAUGGGUCAAACACGACCUGGGGCCCUGGAGGCAAGCCAACAGGCAAGCGGAACAUGAUAUUCAUGGUGUCUGAUGGCAUGGGCCCUACCAGUCUCUCGCUGACUCGAAGCUUCCGGCAAUACACGCAUGAUCUGCCGUUCGAUGACAUCCUGGUCUUGGAUAAGCACUACAUUGGAACUUCGCGAACACGUUCAAGCUCUAGUUUGGUGACAGACUCUGCGGCCGGAGCAACUGCCUUUUCGUGCGGUCGCAAGAGUUACAAUUCUGCCAUCUCAGUGCUUCCUGACCACUCGCCUUGUGGUACUGUGCUUGAGGCGGCUGCGUUGGCGGGUUAUAAGACAGGUCUGGUUGUUACUACUCGCCUGACGGAUGCAACUCCAGCAUGCUUCGCUGCGCAUGCCAAUUUGCGAAACUACGAAGAUCUGAUUGCCGCCCAAGAAGUUGGAGAACACCCUCUCGGUCGGGUAGUAGAUCUUAUGCUUGGCGGUGGGCGAUGCCAUUUUUUGCCCAACUCACAGGCUGGCAGCUGCCGUGGUGAUGAUCACGAUUUGAUCAAGGUUGCCUCUGAGAAUGGGUUUGAUUACAUCGAUGACCGUGCAGGCUUCGAUGGCCUCAAGGGCGGCGACAAUGCCACUUUGCCUCUGCUGGGUCUCUUCGCUCACGGAGAUAUUCCGUAUGAGAUUGAUCGACGUACUCAAAAUGACACCUAUCCCUCUUUGGAGGAGAUGACCCGCACUGCCUUGAAGGCCUUGAGCAAAGCGACCGAGGACAGCGAGCAAGGGUUCUUCGUCCUGAUCGAAGGUUCUCGGAUCGACCAUGCCGGCCAUGGCAAUGAUCCCGCCGCCCAGGUUCACGAGGUACUGGCAUACGACAAGGCCUUUGCUGCCGCUCUCGAGUUCCUAGAGAACGACUCCACCCCUGGCGUGAUCGUGAGCACAUCCGACCACGAGACCGGUGGUCUUGCCGCAGCACGACAGCUUCACAAGAGCUAUCCUGAGUACCUGUGGCUUCCUAGUGUCCUCGACAAAGCAAGCCACUCUGGCGAAUACCUUGCUGCUCGACUUAAAGAAUACAUUUCUGGGCCAGGCAAGGACGCCAAGGAUUCGACUAAGCAGUCUUGGGUCCGAACCCUUCUUAAGGAUGGCCUUGGCAUCGAUGAUGCUACAGACAAAGAAGUAGAUGCCUUGCUCCACCCGGAUCCUCAAGUCACUCCGGCAUAUGUGUUCGCGGAUAUGAUCAGCCGCCGCGCCCAGGUGGGCUGGAGUACUCAUGGACAUUCUGCUGUUGACGUCAACAUCUAUGUCUCCUCUAGCAAGGACGCUUGGCCAUUGGUUGGCAACAAUGAGAACACCGAUGUGGGCAACUUCCUUGCUGACUAUCUUGAUCUCAACGUCGACAAUGUCACAAAGUUGCUACAAGACACCAAGUCUGGAGCCUUGCAAUCAUACGACUGGAUGGGUGAUCGUCUAGGAUUGAACUUCCACACUGAUGGACUAGACACUUACCAUGGAGAUUUCAGGAAGCGUUCCGCCGAUGAUUGUGGAUGCGGUGCUUCCCAUUAA